ACCCCCGAAACCCACAGCGAAAAGCCAAGAGCGCCUACCGCCCCAUUCGUUCGAUUUCCUGAUGGCGCCCAAGGCCGAGAAGAAGCCCGCGGAGAAGAAGCCGGUGGAGGAGAAGGCCGAGAAGAAGCCCAAGGCGGAGAAGCGCGUGCCAGGCGCCGGCAAGGAGGGCGGCGACAAGAAGGGGAGGAAGAAGGCCAAGAAGAGCGUUGAGACCUACAAGAUCUACAUCUUCAAGGUGCUCAAGCAGGUGCACCCGGACAUCGGGAUCUCCUCCAAGGCCAUGUCCAUCAUGAACUCCUUCAUCAACGACAUCUUCGAGAAGCUCGCGCAGGAGGCCGCCCGCCUCGCCCGCUACAACAAGAAGCCCACCAUCACCUCCCGGGAGAUCCAGACCUCGGUGCGCCUCGUCCUCCCCGGCGAGCUCGCCAAGCACGCCGUCUCCGAGGGCACCAAGGCUGUUACUAAGUUCACCUCGGCUUAGGUUGUCGGGUCUUUUGUUGCUGUCCUGUUUCGUUUGGUCAAGUGUUUAGCGCAGUGUUAGGUUGCUCGUGCGGAACAAUGUACUAUUGUUUACGUUUGCAAAAUGAAUUAACGAUAUUUGUGGAAGUUUCGAAUAUAAUUUGCUUGAAAUCUUGAGAAUAUCGUUUUCUAUUUGGACCA
Molecule: messenger RNA, 660 nt
Organism: Phragmites australis (common reed)
Lineage: Eukaryota; Viridiplantae; Streptophyta; Magnoliopsida; Poales; Poaceae
Product: histone H2B.11
Exons: 1
Coding region: 62-481 (139 amino acids)
Biological process (GO): nucleosome assembly
Cellular component (GO): nucleosome
Molecular function (GO): structural constituent of chromatin; DNA binding; protein heterodimerization activity
Source: RefSeq, a predicted model, not a curated record